Molecule: messenger RNA, 3562 nt
Organism: Poecilia reticulata (guppy)
Lineage: Eukaryota; Metazoa; Chordata; Actinopteri; Cyprinodontiformes; Poeciliidae
Gene: lnpkb
Product: lunapark, ER junction formation factor
Biological process (GO): endoplasmic reticulum tubular network organization
Cellular component (GO): endoplasmic reticulum tubular network
Source: RefSeq, a predicted model, not a curated record
AGACCAGAUAAAAUGGCUAAGUGUUGUGUUGUGGCGGCGUUAGCAUUCUGUUGGUUUAGCUAACCUACAUCACCAGUCACCAUUAAUUCUUCUGUUAUGAUUUUGUUUCUCUGCUGCUGCAGUGAACCUGAAACGUUGGUGAAUCAGAGGAGACCUCUGUCUCUGUCACAGUUAUGGGGGCAUUAAUAUCUCGAUGGAAGACCAAACAAACCACAGUUGAGGAGCUGGAGAACCUGGAGAAGGAGAUUAAGAAGUUGGAGGAGUUCAGAGGCAAAAAUCAGCGAUUACAAAAACUCUGGGUCGGUCGCUUGCUUCUUUACUCGUCUGUCCUUUACCUGUUCACUUCUUUCACCGUUUACUGUCUCUACCUACCUGAUGAAUGGCUACAGAGACUAGCCAUGGUCCUGCCUUUCUUUAUAUACCCCAUACUUGUGUGGUUCAUCAGGAAGCUGCUGCUUUUCCUGUUUUCCAAACUUACUGAGAGAAAUAAUGAUAAACUUGAAGAUCUGAAAGCUUGCAGGAAAAAAAUUCUGGAGGAAGUGAUGGAAACAGAGACAUACAAGACUGCGAAACUCAUCCUCGAACGCUUUGAUCCUGAAGCUAAAAACAGACAUGGACUGGAGUUGACACCAGUGGGUCCUCAGCUAACUCCCAGACCUGGUCAAGCAGAAAUUCGUCAAAGGGGUGCAGGUAUGAGACCGAUGGGCUCCUCGGAUGUCAUGGGAACACCUCUCUCUCCAGGAACACGGCCUCAGAUGGGACCAGUGGCUCCAGGAGGACCUCCAGAGAAAUCCACCCCCAGCACUUCUAUGCUCCAGGGAGGUGUGGAGAGGACACCCUGUACCCCGAUUAGAGGUGUAGGUAUGUACUCCCCUGGUCCUCCAUUACCAAGACCUAUUCUACCCAGAGAAAGAGGAACAGUUGACCGAGUCAUCGAGUAUCUGGUGGGAGACGGACCAGAGAAAAGAUAUGCCUUGAUCUGCCAGCAGUGUUUCUCUCAUAACGGCAUGGCUUUGAAAGAAGAAUUUGAAUAUCUUGCAUUCCGCUGCGCAUACUGCUACUUCCUGAACCCGGCCAGGAAGACUCGACCUCAGGCUCCUAGACUCCCUGAGUUCAGCUAUGAAAGGAGGCUGAGAGUGGAUCCGUGCUCUCCUGGACCGUCGCUUUGCUUAGAGACGGACACGGAGGAGACCGCUGCCCCCAGUGGAGCUGAGGAAGACGUGGGUCUGGAUGACAGGGACUCUGAGGAAGAGAAGAAGAACGUACCGGAGGGGAAUCGGCAGGAGAAGGAUGAUAAAGCAAUUAAAGAAGAGGAGAAGGAGCUAGACCAGAGGCAGAAUGAAGAACAUCCGGCAACCUAAAGAGCGUCGAGAUAAACCAGAUGAAGAGCAGCCAUGACAGAUGGCUUCCAUGGCAACACAACGCUGAAGAGCACUUUUUCUUCCAACAGGAUUGGCUAAAAUAACAUGGGUUUGGUGGUAAUGUGAUUUUAGGUUUACUACAUGGGUGAAAGGUGAAGAUUCAGGCUCAUUAUUGAUCCUGUCAGUGAUGCUUUCUGGGAAAUCAAACCUUCGUCUUUCAUUUAGGAUAUUUGAAGAUUUCCACAAUAAAAUCAUUUUAGGUUUAAAUUUGUAGAAUACUGAAGAGUUGCUGAUACAACUGAUUCUGACCAUUCAGUUUUAACGAUCCACAUAGGAUUUGAUCUCAAACCUGUUAUGAUGCAGUUAUCAUAACUCAUUUAGUCUAUUUAAUGAAACUUUUAUAUUUAGUGAACUGCAGUGACUCCAUGUGGAAAGUUAAGGCCAUUAACAUUAAUACAUCCACUAUUUGGGAUUAUGUUUAAGACAAAUGCAUGCCUUUGAUUUAAUUCUGCUGAAAUAACUUAUUUUCUACAUUAUUUCAUAAUAAAAUGAGCUAUAGAAUAUUUUUUAAAUGUUUCUCGACUUGGUUUAGGAGGGAACUUUUAGGGUCCUCUUACUUCACCGUGAGGGUCAAAUGAAUUUUUUUUAUUGUUUUCGAGUCGACCUAAACAUAAUUUGGUAUUUUAUAGAUGUAUCUCAGAAAAUUAGAACAUUGUCAGGAAACUGGACGUUCAUUUCAGAGACUUAAAUUCUUAUGGAUUCAUUAAACGUGGAGAUACAUUUUUUAUGAUAAAAACUCUUAAGUGCAGUGUCUCAAAGAGUUAGAAUAUCACAUAAGAUCAAUUAAAAAAAUAUUUAAACAGGAAUAUCCGGAUUCUGAAAAGUUCCCUUAAGGUCCCACCAGCUUUUCGAUCUUGACUUUGACUGGACUGUUGGACCACAUUGCUUCUCUUCUGUUUCAUACUGCUGUGUUUUGUCGUGUUGACCCAGUUCAGGCCCUGUUCAGACUGGUUGUCUCACGUCUGAGUCCAAAACCCUUUGAUAUGAAGAUGAGCUCCAAAAUGAAUCUAAUACAGCUAUUUCCUCUUAACAAUUCUAAGGUAAUUGCUGAUUUGUCUCCUCAUUGGCCUUGACACAAAGAAGAGAAAACACUCAAAAUCCAUAUUCUUAAAGCAAUUCUCCCGUUAAUAAUCAGUUAAUCAAUUAGGACGUCAUGGCUAAUUGACGUCCUUUGUCUCUGGCACCUUGUGGAAGCAGCAGGGUUUGUAGUCGAGCUUUUAUUUGUCAUACAGGUUUGUUUUUUUUUCCGGUUUGGCUUCGAUAUUCAUUUCACUCUUCAAUUCUGUGUUGAUGUUUUUUGUCUUUUUUAACACAUUUCUGCAGGUGUUUAGAAAUUUUAGAAACUUGUAAACAUUAUUUUAUGACGUUUUAAUACACAAAACUGGAAGUGAAAGAAUGUACUGUGAUUGUACAUAUUUAGAGAAAGUUGUUGGAUUUUAGUUCAGAAACUCAGUAAAGGUGGCGUUUUAUGAGCUGUGGUAAUGAAAUCGAACCUCUUUGUGCUUGAAGAACUUUCAUUCAUAUUUAUGCUCAUUCAGAGGACAAUUUGCCAAAUGUUUGUUUUUUCUGUAUUGUGUUAAUUUAUUUGUGUUAUAUUUUUGUUUAUAUUUCCAGUCUGCGUUUCCUGUGCUGGUCCUAACCGUUUCAAAGAGCAGCUUGCCAUUGUGACUGUUUACUGCUGUUUUUAAACCCAAACCUCUCUUUUACCAUUUGUUACAGUUUACAGUUUAACUUCAUCAUUUGAAUGUUUCUAAGAGAGUACUUCAUGAAUUUUAGCUUUGCUAUUUGCAGAAAGUCAUUGUUACUUCAUUGAUUUAAAAAAAAAAACCUGAAUAGGGAUUUCUGAAAACUUAGCAAUAUUCCUUCAUUUUACGUACCCUCGCUGAUCGAUGAGUCAUUCCCUGAAUGCUGCCAUUAGGAAAGAGCUUUUUUAGUAAAAUGCACGUUAGCAGGAGAAGCUUUAAAUUAAAGGCUGUUACUGAGUAAAUUAUAACUUUAAUCAAGCUCUUUACUGUAUAUUUCAGUUACUUUUGCUUGGUUAAUUUAUUGGUACAUUUUUUGAUUGCAAAUCCAAAACAUUUUCAACAGAAGAGAAAAACAAACUUUAUUUUGUCUCAAUACAUCCAGUGUUUUUCAUCUGU